Molecule: messenger RNA, 1203 nt
Organism: Fusarium oxysporum Fo47
Lineage: Eukaryota; Fungi; Ascomycota; Sordariomycetes; Hypocreales; Nectriaceae
Product: chondroitin AC/alginate lyase
Exons: 3
Coding region: 1-1203 (400 amino acids)
Cellular component (GO): periplasmic space
Molecular function (GO): lyase activity
Source: RefSeq, a predicted model, not a curated record
AUGGUAGCUAAGGGAAUCGUUUUCAUCAUUGCACUGGCCGUCUCCGUGACUGGGUUCGUCCAUCCUGGCCUCUUGCACACGUCUCGGGACUUGGAAAGAGCCAAGAAUCACGUACUGAAGGGCGAUGAGCCAUGGAUGACAGACUGGCAACUCCUGCUCAACAAUAGUCGUGCAUCUCCAACAUACGAGCCAAAUCCUCAACCCACUAUUUACCGCGGCUCAGACGGUACUCAUGCGGAAAAUUAUCCCCGCCUCUACAACGACGCACAUGCGGCAUAUCAACUUGCUAUCCGAUGGCAUAUCCAGGGAGACGACCAAUAUGCCGACGCGGCUGUUGCCAUCCUCAAUGCUUGGUCAUCUACCAUGGUAGCUAUUGGAGGUAGUAGUGACCGCUUCCUCGCUGCUGGUAUCUACGGCUAUCAGCUUGCUAAUGCAGCAGAGCUUAUGCGUUCAUAUAGCGGCUGGAGUGCCUCGGAGCAGGACCAGAUGAAGACAUUCCUCCAGGAUGUCUUUUUCUCAGAGAGCUACAGAUUCUUAACAACCCAUAACGGACAGGACGAAUACCAUUACCUAACGGCUGACAUUCAGUAUGCAAACUGGGACUUUUGUAAUAUUGCUAAUAUUAUGGCAAUCGGUGUCUUUACCGACAAUGAAACAAUGUACGAAUAUGGUAAAAACUACUUCCUCAACGGAGACGGGCGCGGAGCAAUCAACAACUUCAUUUAUAAGAACUAUACCGAGUCCGGCAGCGGCAAAAUUCUGUCCCAAGGCCAAGAGGCUGGGAGAGACCAGGGCCACGCGACUCUGGACAUUUCUCUACUUGGGGUCAUUAUGCAACAAGGCUACAACCAGGGGGAUGACUUGUUUGCCACAUUGGGAGAUGCUGGGCUUCAUGCCUCCGAAUAUGUCUCAAAGUACAACGUUGGGUAUGACGUCCCGUAUACGUUGUACGAGAGUUAUGAAGGCAAUCAGACUGUUAUCUCAGCGGAUAGUAGGUACACUCAUCGUCCAGGCUUUGAGCUUGUCUAUGCACACUACAACGAUAUCAAACACGCCAAUGCUUCUUGGACCAAGCUGUAUCGCGACCAAACCAAUGGGAAUUCUACCGCUGGGGUUGAAGGCGGGGGCGGUAACUAUGGCCCUAACAGUGGAGGCUUUGAUGUUCUUGGAUACGGGACCCUCCUCUACCGCCUGUCGGCAUGA